AUGCUCCCCUCGCUCACCCGGCGGCCGUCGACGCUCCCGCCCCUGCCCUUCGCCCCCACCCCCUCCUCCCACCAGCAGCUCUUCCGCGCCUCCGAGCACGUGAUCGUCCACCAGCCAUGCCGCGUCAAGACUGCCCUCCACCCCUUCCAUCACGCAGACGUCCUCCUCGUCGUCUCGAAGGAUACUGCCAGAGAUGAUCCCACCGAGGAAGCAGCCGUAUUUGUCAUCUCGCAAGAGAAUCCCCUCGACAUCUUGUACAUCAUCCCCGUCUCCCAACAUUUCACACACCGUAUCGAACAGACCCCUCCUUCCCCAUCAGCCUCCUUCUUCCACCAAAGCGCACGACCUCACACCACCCUCAUCCUAUCUCUUCACGAGAUCCAGCUCGAACUGCGCAUCGCUGCCACCCAAUCUCGCGACGUCCAGCGACUCGUCACGGAACUACGCCGAUUCGUCGAGCACUCAAAGAAGGUCGGGUGCCCUCCCAGCUUGAGCCACGCGUGGACGGGUCUUUACCCUGUCCAGACGCCGCAAGAAGAGGCGCAGGAGGAUGUCGAGGAGGAUCCGGUUGUUGACGAGGAGCAAGUUGCUGUAGAGGCUGAGACUGUUGAGGAAGUAAAGAAAGCGGAACAGGAAGGUACUGCAGAAUUGGAUGUUGCGAAGGAGGGUACCCCCGAACCUCAAGAAACACCGGCAUCAUCGAUACCUCUCGAAACCCCCGCCGACCUCCCCACAACCCUCACCAUCAACCACAACCUCCCCUCCUCCCCCCUCAACCCCACCUCGCCAAACUUCAACCGCCCCGCCUACCUCCGCUCCCACGUCCUCUCCCAAUCAUCCUCCUACACCUCCACAACACCCCUCAACAUCCGUUGUGCGACUUACAACGUCAACAACAAAGUACCCCCCAAGGGCACUACCGAACUUGCCGGGCUGGUGGGGCAGGGGGAGGAGGAUGUGAUUGUUGUGGGGCUGCAGGAGGCGGAUUUGAGGGUUGGGGCGAUGUUUGUGGGGCAGGGGAAUACGAGGGCGGAUUCGUGGGAGGAAGCGCUCUUGAACGGACUAGGACCCCAGAAAAGCGAGUUCGAAAAGCUCGUGAUGACUCAAUAUGUCGGCGUCGUCACCAUCAUCCUUGUCCGCAAGUCACUGAGGCCUCACGUCUCGAGAAUCGAAACAGCAGAAAGAGGUAUCGGCCUCCUCGGAUUCGGCGGCAACAAGGCCGGUGUCGCAGUAAGGAUGAAAGUGUACGAUACCGUAUUCUGCUUUGUCAACUCUCAUCUAGCAGCAUUCUCAACAGCCCUCGACCGCCGCAGACUUGACUUUUCCACCCUCCGCUCUACCCUCACCUUCCCCCGCCCGGCCAUCACAAACGUCGACGCGGCCAAACCGGCCAUCACACGUACCAACUCUAGCGUCACCACCCGUUCUGCUAGUAUCAAAGAUGAAACUUUACCCAAAGAUGGUGGUCAAGAUGAACAAGACGAUGAAGGGGAGAAGGUGGAGGCGGAUGUAGUCAACCCGGUGUUUGAGGAAUUCUGGCCUGAUGAUGGAAAGGCGCUGGGGGUGGAUGACAGCCAUGUUCUGAUCUGGCUUGGUGAUCUCAACUACCGCAUCGACCUCCCGGACUCUGAAGUCCGCGAAAAGGUCGAAGCUCAAGAAUGGCAGAGUCUGUUGGAGAAGGAUCAGUUGAGGCUGGAUAUCACGGCGAAGAAGAGUUUUGCGCGGUUUGAAGAGGGUGCUAUCGACUUUCCGCCAACGUUCAAAUAUGUCCACGGCUCGAGUACAUUCGAUUUCGAACGCGCGCCGGCAUAUACCGACCGUGUCCUCUACUCUCUCCCUCCCUCGCCCUUAUCCUCACCCUCCAGCUCCAACCCCACUCCUCCAACCAACCAACACGCACUCAAAAUCACAUCAUACACCUCCCACCCCAUUCUCUGGUCCGACCAUCGCCCCGUCUCAUGUUCUUUUGCCAUCUCCGCCUCCAAAGUCGACCAAGAGGCGCGUAAAGCCGUGUGGCGCCGUGCGCUGGGGGAGCUGGAUAGGCUGGAUGAUGAGUGGAGGAGCAGCUUGGUCGUGGAAGUCAUGGGUAUCCAAGGCGAAGACGUCUCUGAAGAAGAGAUCCGAGAAAAAGGCGCCAAGGCCGAACCUAGAAAUGCGACGACUGCAAGCGGCGGCGGUGCUGGCGAUCUCGACUUUGGCGCCAUCACCUGGCGUACGCCCAAAACCGGUCUUAUCCGCCUAACGAACCCCGGCAAAGUCCCUUCCUCCUUCUCAUUCAAACACCCCUCCGCCUCCAAGAAUGCCCCUUGCAAGUCGUUCAUCCACCCUUUCCCGGCGAGGUGGACGGUCCAGCCGGGGGAGGGGGUGGUGUUGAGGGUGAGGGUGGAGGUGGAUGAGUGGUGGGCGGGGAGGAUGACUUUGGGGAUGGAGGAGGUGGCGGAUGUGCUUGUGUUGCAGGUCGACGGGGGGCGUGAUACUUUCAUCACACUCCAAGGCACAUUUACCCCCUCCACCCUGUCCUUACCACUCCAAACCCUCUCCUCCCUCCCCUCGCCCAUCCAAUCCCUCCCCCUCUCCGAGCGCAAAACCCUCGCCAGACCCAUCCUCCUCUCCCGCACAAACUCGGGAGUAUUCGACAAAGACCAAACCCCACCGCCAAGUACAGCCUUCCGGCCCGUCAACCAGAUCUGGCGUCUUCUCGAAGUCCUCAUGGCCUCUCCUCCUCCAUUCACCGCCUGGCAGCUUCCUUCACCUUCCCUCUUACCGACUAUACACAAGAUCAUCGACUCUUUGGACGACGACUCGGCUCUCCCAGAAGAGUUGACGGACGGACAAGUCAUUGGCGGGUUGAUUCACUACCUAGCCAGCAUUCCGGGAGGUUUGUUGGAUAGUAAAGUGAGGACGGUGAUAGAGAAGGAAGAAGUGGGGGAUAGGGAUGGGGCGUUUGGGAUUCUCGAAUCGGUGGGGCAGGUCGAGACUAAUGUUUUGAUUGGGCUCAUGAGUGUUGUAAGACUUUGUCUUGCUCGUCCUCCGCCGAGCCCUACUGCUGAGGAGAUUGCCGAGGUUGAGGCCACUUCCAAGGCCACCAGGAACGACACUGCUGCCGCCCGCGACCCAGACCUUCCUGCAGAUAAGGACGAGGUGGCUCCUGCUGCUGCCGACUCAACCGCUACCAGGGAGCGAACCGAGUCGCAAGACAAGAAGGUGCUUGAGGGAGAAGAAGGAGGCGGCGUAUUCGAGCUGGGAGAUGAUGAAGACGACGAAGACGACUCUCCCAAAUCCCUCCAACCCGCCGCCGACAUCGCCUCCCCCACCUCAUCCUCCACCCCCACCCCAACCGCCGACGCCAACGCCGAAAGCCCCUCCAACCCCAAGAGCCCGAUCAACUUUUCAUUUGCCGCCCUCAAACCGCGCCUUCGCUCAAAGUCGUCUGCGGCGAGACUUGCAAAGUCGAUAUCGCUGGCGGAAGAAUCGUUCAAGGAUGUUUCAUUGAGCGAUAAGGAUCGGGCGGAACUUGUUGGUGAGAGCUCUACUCGUACGCCGCCGGCUGUUGAGGAGGGACAGGAAGCGAAGAAUACGAGAUGGAGUGGGAGGAUUGGUUCGUUACGAGGGAAAGAGCAAAAGGUCGCCGAGAAGGAGCCUGUCGAUGUUGUUGUGGAUGUGCUUCUGCCGGCUGUAUUUGGUCGAGCUCAAACGGGGGAUCUCGGCAAGGGGAGAAGAAGAAAAUUUUUGAGGCUGUUGCUCGAGGGUUGAUUGUGUUGAUCUUGUAUGGCGGUUCAGAUCUGUUGAGUUUACUAGAUGCAAAGAUGCAUGUUGAUUCUCACUCUUUGAAGGCGCAUAUACACAAUGCAUAAAGUCUUCGCGGUGUAAUGAAGAAGACUAGAUGGGAUCGAAAAGGGGCGUGUUUGAGAUUAUGAAGAAGAGCACUGUAUACCGCAGAGUGCUGGC
Messenger RNA from Cryptococcus amylolentus CBS 6039, 3948 nucleotides. RefSeq lists its product as hypothetical. Lineage: Eukaryota; Fungi; Basidiomycota; Tremellomycetes; Tremellales; Cryptococcaceae. The coding region runs from base 1 to 3753 and encodes 1250 amino acids. The record is from RefSeq and is a predicted model, not a curated record. Gene Ontology annotation, molecular function: phosphatidylinositol-4,5-bisphosphate 5-phosphatase activity. The transcript is spliced from 12 exons. Gene Ontology annotation, biological process: phosphatidylinositol dephosphorylation.